AAUGCAUCAAACUUUGUACAACCCAAAGUAGCCAUUGAUGUUACAAGAGCAAAUACAUUUCAAUCCUCCCAUCCAGGGAGUACCCAUGAGGCUGAGAACAGAUACAAAAGAAGUGAACCAAGGAGUUAGUUCCCACCUCCAGGAGCAAACACAAUUCAGCCCUCCCAUCCUGGGGGUCCUUUUGAGACUGAGAACAGAUACGAAAGGAGUGAACCAAGUAAUCAGUUCCCACCUCCUAGAUCAAUGGAUUACCAGGGACAGGCUACAGGAGAACCAGUUAGGCCAGAGCCUUAAAGCAUCAAAGCCUCCUCAGCAACCAGCAGGUCCCGAUGUACCAGGUACUACAGUACCUAGUUACGGAAUAUUCAGCACUCCAAAUGCAAACCCCCUUGAAAAACAUGGCAUAGCAGCAGGAGCGCAGAACAAUGAAGGAAAUCUCAAUAUAGUUCUGCAAGUAACCGUGGCUCGGGAAGAAGUCAGAACUUACCCGAUUCGAAACCUGAUGAUUGUCAAAAUGGAAGUAAUAGUGGCCAAUGGGGAUUUUGAAUAUUCAGUAGACUAAGCUCGAGUAUAACUUCAAAAGAAAUAUUUAAGCCAAACUAGAUUUCCAAGAAACAAUACGUUCUACUUACAAUUGCCUGAGAUACCAGGCAUUAUAACUAAAGUAUAUCAUUUUUU
Rubroshorea leprosula is the source of this 678-nucleotide messenger RNA. NCBI's taxonomy places the organism in Eukaryota, Viridiplantae, Streptophyta, Magnoliopsida, Malvales, Dipterocarpaceae. The record is from the annotation of a GenBank genome assembly.